Molecule: messenger RNA, 1732 nt
Organism: Helianthus annuus (common sunflower)
Lineage: Eukaryota; Viridiplantae; Streptophyta; Magnoliopsida; Asterales; Asteraceae
Product: tubby-like F-box protein 8
Exons: 5
Coding region: 265-1539 (424 amino acids)
Molecular function (GO): protein binding
Source: RefSeq, a predicted model, not a curated record
UUUCUUUUAGUCCCUCCCCUCUCUCCUGUUUUUUGUCUCAGGUUGUCCGACCCAAAAUUUCCCUUUUCCUUUUUCAUUUCUUUCUGAUCUGCUUCAUGCCUUUCACCUGUUUGUAGAAAGUCCUAAGAGAAAACUCAUUAAAAUUUACAGACCCACAUCGAAUCUUCAACCCUUACAAGAUUCUACUUUUCUCUUAAAGCUGUGUUCAGUGAGAAGAACUCAAGAAAGAAAUCUUGUUUUUUUUUUUUUUUUUUUUUGUAGUUGAUGUCUUUCCGUAGCAUAGUUCGUGAUGUGAGGGGUGGAUUCGGGAGCUUAUCGAGGCGGGCGGUUAAUGAUUUGAGUGAUAAUAGUGAGGCGGUGGUCGUGGUUCAAAACAGUCGGUGGGCGAAUCUUCCACCGGAGCUUCUUUUCGAUGUGAUUAGAAGAUUGGAAGAAAGUGAAAGCAGUUGGCCUGGUAGAAAACAUGUUGUUGCUUGUGCUGCGGUUUGUAGAUCGUGGAGAAGUAUGUGUAAAGAGAUUGUUAGAACCCCUGAGUCAUGUGGGAAGCUUACUUUUCCAGUUUCCUUGAAGCAGCCGGGAUCUCGUGAUGGUACCAUUCAGUGUUAUAUUAAGAGGGAUAAAUCCAACUUGACGUACCGUCUAUUCCUUUGUCUUAGUCCCGCAGCUUUGCUUGUAGAAAACGGAAAGUUUUUGCUUUCUGCAAAAAGAAAGCGCAGAACCACGUGCACCGAGUAUGUCAUAUCAAUGGAUCCCGAUAACAUGUCCCGAUCAAGCAGCACUUACAUUGGAAAGCUAAGAUCGAAUUUUCUCGGGACGAAGUUUAUAAUAUACGACACACAGCCUUCACAAUUCAAUGCUAAUGUACCACCACCGGGUCGGUCAAGUCGAAGAUUUCACUCCACGAAAGUCUCACCAAAAGUGCCAAGUGGCAGCUACAACAUCGCCCACAUCACCUACGAGCUUAACGUUCUCGGGACACGGGGCCCACGCAGGAUGCACUGCAUCAUGAAGUCAAUCCCCGCGUCAUCACUCGAGCUAGGCGGCUCAGUCCCCGGUCAACCGGAACUCCUCCCUUCCCACCCCUUAGAAGACUCUUUCAGAAGCAUUUCCUUCUCAAAGUCCCUUGACCGGUCAACCGAGUUCAGCAGCUCGAGGUUUUCCGAAAUCUUGGGUGCCGCCAUAUCAAGCGACGUCCCCGAUAGUGAAAAGUCGAAAUUGCCCUUGGUGUUAAAAAACAAGGCGCCUCGGUGGCAUGAACAGUUGCAAUGCUGGUGUUUGAAUUUCAAGGGACGGGUGACGAUCGCGUCUGUGAAGAACUUCCAGCUGAUCGCCACCCAACAACCGCCAACAGCACCACCACCGCCACCCGCAGCAGCAGGAACGUCGCAGCCGGCUCAACCGGAGCAUGACAAAGUCAUCUUGCAGUUUGGCAAAGUCGGUAAAGACAUGUUCACCAUGGAUUACCGGUAUCCAUUGUCUGCGUUUCAAGCUUUUGCUAUCUGUUUAAGCAGCUUUGAUACCAAACUAGCUUGUGAAUAAAACAAAAAAAAAACACACAAAGAGGUUUAAAAGAUUUUAUUUGGAAUGAUUAACGUUGUCCAGGCGUGUUUUAUGUGAAACUCCGAAGUUUAGCUGCUAUUGUUUGUUAUCCAAUCCUUUAAAACUAUCUAGUGGAAACUUUUAAUGGUUUUUUUUUAUGUUUAAUAAAUAAUAUUUUAAUAUGGUUGAAAAA